UCCUUAGAAACCGAGGCACGAUAAAAUUAGAAUGCUAAAAAAUACAUAUAGAUCAAACUUUUCAUCACAUGUAUUUGACUUAACGUCGUUUGUACUGUUUAAAAUCUAAGACAUUAUGGCAAAAAUGAAAUCUCAUACUGAUCAAGCUUCAAUUGUCGUUCCACCACCACCUUCGAGAUUUACAUUGAAUGAAUGGCAUCUAAAUAAUUGUUUCAGAUAUCGAUGCUCUAUAGCACAACAAGAAUUAGCUGAUAGCCUUUUAUCGGAAUCGCAAAGAGUUUGCGAAUUAACUGCCGAAACAGCUAAAAGUAAUAAAGAGGAAACAGAUCAUCGGCUUAAAGAAAAAAUAGAGGAUAUUGAUUUUCGUAAAAAAGAAUUAUUAAGAAUAAGAAAGGAAGUACUUCUUGAGAUUGAUGCUCUUUCUAUAUAUAAAGAACGUAUUAUGGAUGCACUUUCUUCUGUAAAAAGAAAUGCUCUUGUUAUUUCUGAAAAGUGCAUUAUUGCAAGAGAACACAGAUUAGGUAUAGAUUUAGUCCAUGAUCAGGUCGAAGUAGAAUUAUUGAAAGAGUGUGAUGUGAUUAAAGGUGCAGAAAUUUUGUUAACACGUAUUCUGGAACAAACUCAAGAACAAAUUCGUAGAUUAAAGGCUACUCUUUAUUACAUGGAUCAUGAUCUUGAAGAUAAGGAAAAUAAUUUACGCAUUGACAAACAUAACUUAACACUAAAGGAAACUAGUUUGAAUUUGAGCCUUUAUCAUGGAACUUCUCGUCUUGAUCCAUCGGUCAUAACAUUGAAUGAAUGGGAAAUGCAAACAAAUAAUAAUAUUAUAGCUGCCAGUAAAGAGAUAAAUAGCGCAAGACCUAUGCGCGUUUAUAUUGAUACAAUAAUAAAACAGACAAUCGAUGAUUUAAAUAGUCAAAAAAAUGCAACGGAUGAAGCGUUUAGAAAACGUAUAGAAGAAACAAAAGAAGUAAAAACUAAAUUAGAAGUACAACAUUCAGAGAUAAUGAGACAGGCAAGUGAAAUGACACGUAAUAUAACGCAAAUAGAAAAAUCAAUUGCUGAGAAAGAAGGCUAUAUGGCUUUAGCUCAUACAAGAUUAGGUAAUCGUUGUCAACGACCUGGUUUAGAGCUUACUAGAGAUCUCGUAGAGACAUAUCUUGUCAAAGAAGUCCAUGACUUACGUGAAAUUGUCAAGGAAUUACAGCAAACGCUCUGCGAGGCUCAAGCAUCAUUGCGUUAUUUAUUAAAAACGCAAAUUCAACUUGAAGAAGAUAUUAAUAUUAAAGCAAAUACAUUGAAAAUCGACGAAGUUGAUUGUAUGACAUUACGUCAAAGUAUGAGUUUUCAUGCAUUUUAA
Molecule: messenger RNA, 1360 nt
Organism: Vespa crabro (European hornet)
Lineage: Eukaryota; Metazoa; Arthropoda; Insecta; Hymenoptera; Vespidae
Gene: Tektin-C
Product: tektin-1
Exons: 6
Coding region: 116-1360 (414 amino acids)
Biological process (GO): cilium movement involved in cell motility; cilium assembly
Cellular component (GO): microtubule cytoskeleton; nucleus
Source: RefSeq, a predicted model, not a curated record